Messenger RNA from Achroia grisella, 429 nucleotides. RefSeq lists its product as uncharacterized. Gene Ontology annotation, molecular function: odorant binding. The transcript has 4 exons. Lineage: Eukaryota; Metazoa; Arthropoda; Insecta; Lepidoptera; Pyralidae. The record is from RefSeq and is a predicted model, not a curated record. The coding region runs from base 1 to 429 and encodes 142 amino acids. Gene Ontology annotation, biological process: sensory perception of smell.
AUGUCGGUGCUAUACUUAGUCUCGGUGUUCAUAGUGCUUAACGUUGCAGCUGCUAUUACACUACAUGAACAUAUCACAAUCAUCCAACCGAAGUUAACCAGCCACGCGGAUGAGUGUCUCGAAGAAUUUCCGCUCUCCGUCGAAGAUCUAGCCACGUACAAAAGUGGAAAAUUUCCAGAAGGUUCCGACGCUGCCUGUCUUGGUGCGUGUGUGUUGAAGAAAAUAGGUCUUUUCGAUGACUUAGGAAGUCUGGUGCAGGCUGCAGCAUUGGAUAAAGCCAAGGAAAUAUUUACUGGCGACGGAGAAAUGGACGCCAUUGCAGACAUCAUCACUAAAUGUGCUAAAGUAAACGACGAGGUUAUUGGCGACGGUGAAAAAGGUUGCGAACGUGCCAGACUAUUGUUCAACUGCUUCGAUGAAAUCAAAUAG